AUGCGGAUACCUACGACAUCUCGUUUCACCAGCACAAGUCUGGCUCACGCGCCUGAACCGGUGUUCUCGCCCGAGCUAGCAGGAGAUACCGAAGCACCUUUGCUGGCACCACCAGUCAACACGACAGCUGUCGGCCUGAAGAAAACCAAUCCUGCCUUCCACCUCAUCAUACCAGCAUCAGAAUCCAACCCAGAGCUCUGCAAGACGUUACUAUCCUCAUUCAUACUCAGCUACCCAGCACCUACACUGAUCAACUACGGCAAGGUUUUCGAAGGGGUAGGAUGGGAUAAGGGAUCUCAUGCUGGCAAGAUCCGUGGGCUAUAUGAUUUUCUCAACAAUAAGAAAGAGGUCAAGGAUGACGAUCUGGUGUUGAUCAUUGAUGGCUAUGACGUCUGGUUUCAGCUACCGCCCGAAGUCGUGAUCAAGAGAUACCAUGCUAUGGUUCUGGAGACGAACGAGCGUCUGCGAAGGCGAUAUGGCGUGGUAACGGAAGGACAUCCGGGCGAUGGGACAGCGGACAGGGUGCAAAAAUAUAGGCAAUCAGUCAUCUUUGGCGCUGACAAGAUCUGCUGGCCGAACCCAGUCGAAGACCCAGCCUGCGCUGCAGUACCAUACUCAAUCUUGCCUAAGGAUGUGUAUGGCCCACUAACAGACAGGGACCCGGACGCCUUCCACAACCGCCCCCGGUACCUCAAUUCCGGCACCGUCAUCGGCCCCGUUGCAGACGUCCGCGCGAUCUACAAAUACGCCGUGCAAAAAGUGGAGCAGAAAGGUCGGGGCAAGAUAGGCGACCAGUUCGUCUUCGCCGAAAUCUUCGGCGAGCAGGAAUUCCAACGUGAAACCAUCCGCCGUACUUCCCAAAGUACUGGCGGCCGCUUCUACGAUUGGCUCUCCAAUACCCUCGGUACUUCGGAGUCGCCCCUGUCAGCUAACGUGACCAUUAACAACAUGACAACGGUCGCAGGCCAGCGCUAUGAGUACAGUAUCGGUCUGGACUAUGAAUCCCGCCUCUUUCAAACCAUGACCCACAGCGCGGAAGAUCUCGAAUUCAUAGUCUACAACUCUUCCGCUUUCCUCUCCUCCAUCCAAGCGGCCCACCCCUCCCUGCACGGCCUUCCAUUCUUCCUGCCCACCGACAUCCAGCAGCUGAAGCCGCCCUUUUCCUUCGCCAGUCCAGGAGACCAAGCGACCAACCUCCAAGAGUCCAAGAACUCCCUGCUCCUUCCCUACUCCUCGAAUCUAGACAACCUACCCGGCCAAUCCGGAGAAGCAGACGACCUGGACAGCGAAGAAGGCCAAGCACCGACAUGGCGCACCACCCCCCUCGCCACCAACAUCUACGCCGCCUCCAUCCCGCCCCUCCUCCACAUCAACGGCGACAAAUCCCUGCUCGAAGCCUGGUGGCCCAAACUCUGGCACCACCCUUAUUCCCGCGCCUUGCUCCGCGCAUUCAUCCGCAGCACCCAGGGCAAGACGGCGGCGGCGGCGGCGGCCAGGGGAGGACAGACGUGGUGGGAUAGCAGAGGCGGGAGAGGCGGCGUCUGGACUGAUCGGGGGGAGUGGCUGGCUUGGGGCGAAGUGUGCCAGGGGUGCGAGGAGGAUGUCUUCAAUGACGGGAAGGGGGUCUGGGGCAAGGAGGAAGGGGAUACGAAGGUGGUGAAUUCGUUCGGCAAGGUUAUUAUCGGGGAGGAUGAGGGGUGA
Molecule: messenger RNA, 1701 nt
Organism: Letharia columbiana
Lineage: Eukaryota; Fungi; Ascomycota; Lecanoromycetes; Lecanorales; Parmeliaceae
Exons: 2
Coding region: 1-1701 (566 amino acids)
Source: RefSeq, a predicted model, not a curated record